Molecule: messenger RNA, 927 nt
Organism: Sinocyclocheilus grahami
Lineage: Eukaryota; Metazoa; Chordata; Actinopteri; Cypriniformes; Cyprinidae
Product: olfactory receptor 2A12-like
Exons: 1
Coding region: 1-927 (308 amino acids)
Biological process (GO): detection of chemical stimulus involved in sensory perception of smell; G protein-coupled receptor signaling pathway
Cellular component (GO): membrane
Molecular function (GO): odorant binding; G protein-coupled receptor activity; olfactory receptor activity
Source: RefSeq, a predicted model, not a curated record
AUGGAUAAUAUAACAUAUUUUCCUACCUACACCCUGAUGGAACCAAGAGACUCUAAAUCAUACAGACAUAUUUAUUUCACAUGCUUUUUGGUGCUCUAUAUUAUGAUACUUUUAGUUAACACUUGGGUCAGUGUUGUUAUUGUCUUGGAAAAAGCCCUUCAUGAACCAAUGUACAUUUUUCUGUGCAAUCUGUGUGUAAAUGAUAUUUAUGGAGCCACAGGAUUUUAUCCUAAAUUCCUACAUGAUUUAAUGCUGGAUUCAUAUGUGAUUCCUUCUUACAUGUGUGCAUUUCAAGCUUUUGUGAUCUAUGCUUCAGUCAUGUGUGACUGUACUACAAUAACUGUGAUGGCAUAUGACAGACAUGUGGCCAUAUGUCGACCUUUAGACUAUCAUACAAAACUGAACAAAUUUUCAUGCAGUGUAUUACUUUGCUUCUGUUGGAUCCUGCCCUUUGUUUUUAUGAUCAUUGUUCUUGUAUUGUCAAAUAGGCUGAAAAUGUGUAAAUAUCACAUUAAUAAAUUGUACUGUGACAAUUGGUCUAUGGUAAAACUUUCAUGUGAAUCAACUGUAAUCAAUAAUAUUUAUGGAUUUUUUGUUAUUUCAUUUUAUUUUUGUCUGUCUGUUUUUAUUAUUUUGUCCUAUAUAAAACUUAUCAUUGCAUGCAAAGCAUCAUUAGAGUGCAGAAGGAAAUUUUGGCAGACAUGUGUGCCCCAUAUGUUUACAGUGAUUAAUUAUGUUAUUGCUGUGUUUUUUGAUGCCAUGCACAGCAGAUAUGGCUCAAACAAUGUCUCAGAGAGCCUGCAAAAUUUUUUGGCACUAGAGAUGCUUAUUGUGCCACCUCUUGCCAAUCCAGUAAUCUAUGGGUUAAAACUUCAUGAAGUACGCAAAAGAAUCUUUCAAUCUUUUGUUAACAUCAGACAACAAUAA